GGGAAAGGCGGGGAAGCAGUCAGCCCUCUGUCCGACAUCUCCGCAUGCGGGCGAGCUCGUUUCUGGAUUGGGAUGGGUGAUGGACGCUCGGCCUUUUCAGGCAGUUUAUAGAUAACGUCGGGUUCGCUUCCACGGGUUUUUGUCCCUUUUUCUCUCCCGAGAACUCUCCCGAGAACAACGUCCACGAAAGCCAACAUCGACCGCGUCGCGUCAAUCACGGUACCUGCACAGAGAACAAUCAGCAUUAGACAUUUUCUUGAUCAGCGUGGCCUACAGAAGGCAACGACGCAAUCAUGGCGCCCAAGGAAAAGCAGCCGGUCUACGUUCUCGGCGUGGGCAUGACCAAGUUCAUAAAGCCCCGCGGCAAGGUAGACUACACGGAGCUCGGGUUCGAGGCCGGCGUCAAGGCCAUGCUGGAUGCUCACAUCACCUACGACGACGUCGACCAGGGCAUCGCGUGCUACUGCUACGGCGACUCGACGUGCGGGCAGCGCGUCUUCUACCAGUUCGGCAUGACGCAGAUCCCCAUCGUCAACGUCAACAACAACUGCUCGACGGGCUCGACGGGGCUGGCCAUGGCGCGGCAGCUGCUGGCGUGCGGGGCGGCCGACUGCAUCCUGGUGGUCGGGUUCGAGAAGAUGAUGCCGGGCAGCCUGCAGAGCUUCUUCAAGGACCGCGAGAGCCCGACGGGCACGUCGGGGCUCAUGAUGGCGCAGACGCGCGGCUACGACGCCAAGGCGCCCGGGGCGGCGCAGAUGUUCGGCAACGCCGGGCGCGAGUACAUGGAGAAGUACGGGGCCACGCUCGACGACUUUGCCGAGAUCGCGCGCGUCAACCACGAGCACUCGCAGCGCAACCCCUACUCGCAGUUCAAGGACGUCUACACGCUCGAGCAGAUCGCAAAGUCGCCCAUGGUGUUCGAGCCGCUGACCAAGCUGCAGUGCUGCCCGACGUCGGACGGCGGCGCGGCGGCGGUGCUGGUGAGCAAGGCCUUCCUGGACGCGCGACCGCAGCUGCGGGCCAACGCCGUCGAGAUCGCGGGUCAGCGGCUGGCGACGGACGCGCCGUCGCUCUUCAACAGGUCGUCCAUCGACCUCAUGGGCUACGAGGCGUCCGAGGCGGCGGCGCGGUCGGCGCUGGCCGAGGCGGGCGUCAGGGCGAUCGACUGCCAGGUGUGCGAGCUGCACGACUGCUUCUCGGCCAACGAGAUGAUCACGCUCGACGCCCUGGGGCUGACGGCGGGCAGGGGCAAGGCGCACGAGCUGGUGCGGAGCGGCGGCAUCACGUACCCGGGCGGGCCGGGCCGCACCGUGGUCAACCCGUCGGGCGGGCUCAUAUCCAAGGGCCACCCGCUCGGGGCGACGGGCAUCGCGCAGUGUGCCGAGCUGGUUUGGCACCUGCGCGGCUGGGCCACCAACCGCGCGGUGCGGGGGGCGCCGACGCGGCACGCGCUGCAGCACAACCUGGGGCUGGGCGGGGCGGCCGUCGUGACCGUGUACCGGCGGGCUGACGGGCAGGAGGCGCCGAGCGGGCUGAGCGACGCCGACGUGGGUGCGACCAACGGGCUGGGCUACAACCCGGCCGUCGAGGCGCGCGGCUUCACGACCGAGCAGGCGGCGUCGGUGCGGAGCAGGGACCGGAGCAGCGACUGGGCGCUGCAGGACACGCUGAAGAAGGUCGAGGCUAAGUUCUAGGGAGGUAGUACUGUGUAGUUGCUAGUAGACGCCAUCCAUGUGAAUGAACAUCCAUGUGAAC
Gaeumannomyces tritici R3-111a-1 is the source of this 1755-nucleotide messenger RNA. Its product is annotated as nonspecific lipid-transfer protein. Gene Ontology annotation, molecular function: acyltransferase activity, transferring groups other than amino-acyl groups. The coding region runs from base 294 to 1694 and encodes 466 amino acids. Lineage: Eukaryota; Fungi; Ascomycota; Sordariomycetes; Magnaporthales; Magnaporthaceae. The record is from RefSeq and is a predicted model, not a curated record. The transcript has 3 exons.